AUGGAUGAUGACGCAGCCAACCGCUUUCGCCUGAGCAUUCGAUUGGAAGCAUCGUAUCGCGCCUUGCAGGAUCAAUGGUUCAGACAGAUUGCCGUGUGGGCCAUUGGCUACUUCGAGAUAAUCGCUCUCGCGGCAAUCCCCGGAGUUCACUUGGUCACAACUCCCUACAUCACCGUGGCUGCGUUGCUGCUGAUGUGCUUACUGGCCUGCGUUCGAGCGGGUAAUGUGCUCGAUCCCUUGCUGUGGCCUGUGCAUGUGGUGCGGCCAAGAGAUCAAUCGAAAUUUGGUCUCGGUGAGCAUCAGAAAGCUGCUCGCGGCUUUUACGCUGUUUCUACCCUCAUUCGAUUGGCCUGUUCGGUCUCUUUCGCAUACCUCGUGAUGGAUCUUAUGCUGAACGGGCUGGCUAUGCACGCGCAGUGCAACUAUGAACUCUGGAACGAGGUGAACGUUUCGCGCUACGCCUCCAAACUGUCUGCCUGCAACACGAACUCGAACUCGCAAGGCAGUUACUCAUGUAAAAGCAUUGUCUCCUUCGAUGAACGUUGCCACAACGCCACACGAUGGUCCUCCUGGCUACUUCAUCAGGCUUGGGAGGAGGCACGUUUGCCAUGUGACAGCAAUACGACCAACGAGAGCCUGGAGGAGUUUCUGCUUUGGUUGCGUUCGGACUGGUUUGAGAACGAAUAUUGCGAGACACUUGCGGGGACGGAAGUGCUUUGCUAUUCCAUUCGUCAAAAACCCUAUACGAUCCUGUUCACAGAGGGUCAGAUGAGUCUGGAGAAAAUUUGCCCUUCCUGGCCUUUCGAGGGAUUAUCCUACAGCUAUUGGUGUUACUCCUAUGCCUUGGAUGCAGAACACUGCCGCGAUGAUGCCGAUGCCACCUGGGCGAAGGAGGACCUGUCAGCAAGCUGCGCUUCGCAGGAAUGCAUUCGCAACAUUCCUACAUGGAUGGCCGAGAUUUUGAAUUUCACGGCUCAGACCGAAUUCUGCAAGUGCCAGUCCUGUAAAUCCUGGUGGAACUCCAAUCAGUGCAUGGCAGAACUGGUGAACUACGAAUAUCGCCUGCGGGCUGGGCUCCCAGAGAUGGACUACGGCUUGUUGAUUAGUCUCGAUACCUACUUGCAGGAUCCAAUGUAUUCCGUCCAACUGAUCGUCUGCAUGCUCAUGAUUUUUGGCGGAUGGUUGUGGUUACUCUUCCUGGCCUGUUUCGCGCUGGUGGGAAACCCUCUGGCGAUGCCUCCAAACCUGGAGCUGCAGCAAAGGGUGCUGGAAGAAGAGCAGAACAUCGCCGAAGAACUCCGUUCCACUGGCACCGUGAUUCAACGCACGCUCCCCUUCGCUUGCGGGAUUGAGGGACAUCUCAAUCGCCUGAUGAUGCUGGUGGAGCUGGGUUUCUACGUGGUCGAUUUCGUUUUGGAUUUCGAGAUGAUGUCGCUGUACUUCCACAAGCAGCACUAUUGGUUCGCCACUGUUCAAGGCUGCAUUGUAGCCCGCAGCGUGGUCGAUUUCCUGGUGAGACACGUCUUCUUUGGACCCUGUUUCAUCAAGGAGAUCAUUGACUCCUUCAAAGCCAAUUUGAGGACCGAUGUGUGCUGUGGCGCUUCAAUGACAGUGAGUUCUGGGUAA
Molecule: messenger RNA, 1626 nt
Organism: Cladocopium goreaui
Lineage: Eukaryota; Dinophyceae; Suessiales; Symbiodiniaceae
Source: the annotation of a GenBank genome assembly